UUAAUUAGAUUUUAGGGUUCAGUCUCGUUUCUGGUCUGUGCGGAGUCUUUAUUGAUUUCGAAGCAGAGCAGCUUCGUCCCCGGCGAACAGAACCCUGACUCUACACAUUUCCGGCAACUCAAACUCCGUCUCCGGGAACUCUGCAGGCCUUGAUUCGAAGAAGGAAUUUUCUGAAGGUUUGACGAUGGAUGAUGGUUCGGGUGAAAGCUCUACGGUAGGAGAGAAGCCUGUGAUUGUUAGGGUUAAGCGUAAAGUAGGACAAUCUCCGCUCGAUGCUUUCUGGUUGGAGAUAAAUGAAAGACCUUUCAAACGACCCUUCCUCGACGACUUCUCAAAGCUCUCUAUCUCCAGUUCCGCAAAGAAAGUUCAUGUGGCGGAGGAUGCGAAGCCCAAGAAGGUGUUAGUGCGGCAUUUGGAGACACUCACUGACUCUGAAACCCCUCUUGAUAUCAUCCACUCUUUAUUUGAGUCUGAUCUUGAUGAGCAGAGUUGCAGUAAAGGAAAGUUUGAGGAUCGAAAAAUUGCCUUCAAGAAAGACAACAGAAAAGAACAGCUCUUGACAAAAGCUGUACAGCAGCAACAGACCGCUGCACAGACUGCUCGGUUCAAGCAAAUAUGGCGGAGUAGGAAGGGAAACAUUGAAGACAUUCAUGAUAAAGAACUUCAUGAGAGGUGUAGUUUCUUUGAUGUUCUUCGUGUUGACGCUGAAGAAAGACCAGACAAUGCACCACCUGAGGUUGCAUCCUUGGAGGACCAGAAAAUGCUGGCUAGUUUCUUGCCUCUCCUCAGAGAAUGUCUUCCAACAGCAGCUGAAGAGAUUGAAGCUGAUAUCCAUUCCAGUCAUGCUGAAGAAUACGUUUAUGAUUUCUAUGCUGUAAACGAAGAGAUGGAUAUCAGUGAAGACAGUUCUAAGCACCAGUUUCCUCUUGUCACAGUGGAGGAGGAGGAAGAGUUCUGGGAUGGACCUGAUGAUGAAUCAGACUGUGACUCUGAUGAUUCAAACGCUGAAGAUCAUCCGAGGAAUGAUUACCCAGACGAGAUCUCUGAAGAGGAGGAGGAAGAAGAAACAGAAAAAGAAGAAGGUGAUGAGGAAGAUGAGGAAGAUGAAGAUGAAGAAGAGAAGAGUGAAGCCUCUGACGAUGAAUCAAAAGACGAGGAGACAUUAGAGAGACAUGUGAGAAUGGCCCUUGAUGACGAUGAGGAGUUCUUUGAUGGUUAUGCAGAGGAGGAUGUAAAUGUUUAUGGGGAUAGCGAUGAGGAGUUUGAGGAUGCUAAGUGGUCUUACCGGGGAUAGUGCAAGGCUGUGAAUCAAAAUUGCUCACCUUCUGUUAAAAACAAAACUAACCAGUGUUUGGUAGAUGUUUUGGUAUUGCAAGAGAUCAAAGAGUUGCUAUAAGCUCACUAUUCAUAAAUAAUCAAAUGUUUAAAUCUUCAAUACAAUUAAACACGAAAUAUUAUCUGUA
Molecule: messenger RNA, 1463 nt
Organism: Raphanus sativus (radish)
Lineage: Eukaryota; Viridiplantae; Streptophyta; Magnoliopsida; Brassicales; Brassicaceae
Product: RNA-directed DNA methylation 4
Exons: 10
Coding region: 185-1294 (369 amino acids)
Source: RefSeq, a predicted model, not a curated record